Colletotrichum lupini is the source of this 549-nucleotide messenger RNA. Its product is annotated as Cel74a. Gene Ontology annotation, molecular function: protein binding. The transcript has 3 exons. The record is from RefSeq and is a predicted model, not a curated record. Gene Ontology annotation, biological process: xyloglucan metabolic process. Lineage: Eukaryota; Fungi; Ascomycota; Sordariomycetes; Glomerellales; Glomerellaceae. The coding region runs from base 1 to 549 and encodes 182 amino acids.
AUGAGAAGCGCCGGUCUUAUUUUGGCGGCCGCGGCGUCCGUUCGCGCCGCGUGCUCGUGGAAGAACGUCCACACCGGAGGCGGUGGCGGCUUCGUGCCGUCCAUCGUCUUCCACCCAACCGAGAAGGGAGUCGCAUACGCACGCACCGACAUUGGAGGUCUGUACAGACUGAACGCCGACGACUCGUGGACUCCCAUUACCGACGCCAACGGAUUUGCCGAUGACGCCAACUGGAACCGAUGGGGCAUCGACGCUCUUGCGGUUGACGCCCAGGAUGCGAACAAGGUCUACAUUGCUACUGGCAUGUACACCAACGACUGGGACCCCAAGAAUGGAACUUUCGCGCGCAGCUCCGACAAGGGAGAGACCUGGGAGACCACCACUCUUCCCUUCAAGGUCGGCGGCAACAUGCCCGGUCGCGGAACCGGUGAGCGGUUGGCUGUCGACCCCAAGAACUCGGAGAUUAUCUUCUUUGGUGCCCGCAGCGGCAACGGUUUGUGGAAGAGCACAGACGCUGGUUACGGCAGACUACAAGAGGCACUCUGCUAA